AUGGGUGGUGUAUUUCACGUCGUGCAGUUCAAGUUCAAGAGUGGGAUUGGUGCAGAAAAGUUGAAAGAUAUCUGUGACCAGAUGCUGGGGCUGCGGCAGAAAUGCAUUCAUCCGACGACCCAGAAACCUUACAUCAAGGUCUCGUAUGGCGGCAAGGAAAAUUCCGUCGAGGGUUUACAUGAUGGAUACACCCACAUUUUCAUCGUUGAGUUUGACUCGACUGAGGACAGGACUUAUUAUGCUCUAAAGGACCCAGCUCACAGCGAGUAUUCUAAACUCAUUGGCUCAGUGGCGGCUCAGGUGCACGUGGUGGAUUUUACCGAUGGUGUCUAUGAGUGA
Messenger RNA from Clonostachys solani, 339 nucleotides. NCBI's taxonomy places the organism in Eukaryota, Fungi, Ascomycota, Sordariomycetes, Hypocreales, Bionectriaceae. The record is from the annotation of a GenBank genome assembly.